UCCGGGUAGCACGGUUUCCGUUUUGUCCGGGGAAUGUUGAUAGUGGGACACCAUCUGCAUUUGUGCAGAAACUAGCUGUCUCAUACACAUGUUUACUUAUUUCAAGCGUUUUAUCCACAGAAGUACACUAACUAAUAUAAAUGAGUUGUAAAGGAGACUCAAAUGACUCUCCUUCCAAACGCAAAGUUGUGUAUGUCUAUAGUCCUCAAUACACCGAGACAUGCGACUCGCUAUCAAAAGUCCCCAACCGGGCAAGUAUGGUGCAUUCACUCAUAGAAGCUUAUGGUUUACUUCAACACAUGAGUGUUGUGAAGCCCCGUGUUGCGACCAGUGAGGAGAUGGCCAAGUUCCACACAGACGCCUACCUGGAGCACCUCCACAAAAUCAGCCAGGAUGGAGACAAUGAUGACCCCCAGUCCGGGGACUUUGGCCUGGGUUAUGACUGCCCGGUGGUGGAGGGUAUCUAUGACUAUGCUGCAGCGGUCGGUGGUGCCACCUUGACUGCUGCCCAGUGCCUGCUGGAUAAGAGGGGUGAGGUGGCGAUUAACUGGGCAGGAGGCUGGCACCACGCCAAGAAGGAUGAGGCAUCAGGCUUCUGUUAUGUGAAUGAUGCUGUGCUGGGGAUUCUCAAGCUGAGAGAGAAAUAUGAGAGAGUUCUUUAUGUGGAUGUGGACCUUCAUCAUGGAGAUGGUGUGGAAGAUGCCUUCAGUUUUACCUCCAAAGUGAUGACUGUGUCUCUGCACAAGUUCUCCCCCGGAUUCUUCCCAGGUACAGGGGACCUGUGUGACACAGGGAUGGGCAAAGGAAGAUGGUACGCUGUCAACGUCCCUCUGGAUGACGGCAUCAAAGACGACAGAUAUUUCCACGUCUUCACCAGUGUGAUGCAGGAAGUGCAGGCGUUGUUUAACCCAGAAGCAGUAGUGAUGCAGCUGGGAGCUGACACCAUGGCUGGGGACCCCAUGUGCUCCUUCAAUAUGACCCCUGUAGGGGUGGCCCAGUGUCUUGGCCACGUACUAGACUGGCACCUACCCACACUGCUGUUGGGAGGAGGUGGGUAUAACCUAGCCAACACAGCCCGUUGUUGGACCUACCUGACUGGGGCCGUACUGAGACAAACACUGGCCUCUGAGAUACCUGACCAUGAGUUCUUCACAGAGUACGGUCCUGAUUACUCUCUGGAGAUCAGUCCCAGCUGUCGACCGGACCGCAAUGAGACCAAACAGCUGGACAAGGUCAUCUCCACCAUCAAAGGGAAUUUGAAGAAUGUGGUUUAAGAGCGGAGUCUCAUGUUUCCAAUCAGGGCCUCCUGGGGUAAUGAACACACACACCAGGCUGAUGAAGACCGUAUGUUGGAGCUCCAUCCUUUGCCAACGGGGAGGAGAGGGAGAUGUUGGAGUGUGAGGGAGGAGGGGGGGGGGCAAGAGAAGUGUGGAAAAACAUGACUUGAAUGUUUCCAGGGGGAUGUUUUAUUGUAGGGGACGAGGAGGAGGGUAGGGUGCUGAUGUUGCCGGUUUGCUGUUUCCGUUUUGUCUUUGUAUAGUUAUUUUUUUUUAACUGUGGGGAGGAGAUUCUGGUUCGACUAGCCAUGGACCAGACUGAGAAUAUCUGCUCUAAAAAUGGCUUCCAGGGCCCGUAUACCCAAAGGGUCUGAGUAUGAAUGCUGAUCUAGGAUCAGAAUUUGAAGAUGAUUUUAGCCUUUUAGAUCAUAAUGAAUAAGAUUGCAUGGCCCAGAAUUCCUACCUUUGUUAUAUUUUGCUUCUGAAUUUUAAGUUUAGAACCUGGGCUAUUGGUGGGUUGUAAUAUUAGACUUAAAUGUGUACAUAUUUAGGCGAGGGAAACAUUUAGGAUGGGCUAUGUUAAGAUUUGUGCUAAACGAGUAAAGCAGACAUGUCGGGGGCUCGUGUUACCUCUUUAGCUGCUUCCCUGGUGCUGUAUGUUCAUGCCUCCCUGGGGUGAGUUUCCCAAAAACAAAGAUAAUCUUACACCCCAUAUAGAGUAUCCUGACAAGAACUUUGAUGUUUUAUGAUCUUAGUGCUACAGAUGAUCUUCACUACAUGAGUGCAGUACUUUUCGAGAGCUUUAUAUGGGCAUUUUUCUUAACUGAACAAAAAUAAGCGCAACUAUUUCAAAGAUUUUACUGAGAUACAGUUCAUAUAAGGAAAUCAGUCAAUUUAAAUAAAUUGGACCCUAAUCUAUGGAUUUCACAUGACUGAGCAGGGGCGCAGCCAUGGGAGGGCAUUGGCCCACCCUUCUUGGGAGCCAGGCCCUGCCAAUCAGAAUGAGUUUUUCCCCACAAAAGGGCUUUAUUACAGACAGAAAUAAUCCUCAAUUUCAUCAGCUGUCUGGUUGGCUGGUGUCAGACGCUGAAGAAGUCUUAUGUGGAGGUCCUGGCAUGGUUACAAGGUCCACGGUUGUGAGGCAGGUUGGCUCUACUGCCAAAUCCUCUAAAUUGACGGUAGUCGGCUUAUGGUAGAGAAAUGAACAUCCAAUUCUCUGACAACAGCUCUGGUGGACAUUCCUGCAGCCAGCAUGCCAAUUGCAUGCUCCCUCAACUUGAGACAUCUGUGGCAUUGUUGCGUGACAAAACUGCACAUUUUGGUGGCCUUUUAUUUUCCCCAGCACAAGGUGAACCUGUGUAAUGAUCAUGCGGUUUAAUUAGCUUCUUGGUAUGCCACACCUGUCAGGUGGAUGGAAUAUUUUGGCUAAGUAGAAAUGCUCAGUAACAGGGAUGUAAAACAAAUUUGUACACAAAAUCUGAGAGAAAAGCUUUUUGUGCGUAUGGAUCAUUUCUGGGACCUUUUAUAUCAGCUCAUGAAACAUGGGACCAACACAUGUUUAUUUUUGUUCAGUAUAUAUUGUACAGACUGUGUUUUUAAGUGGCAUGUCAAUGAUCUGAUCUCUUGUCUAAUGAAAUCUUUUACGCAAAAGCAUCGGGCAAAUUUGAUUUCAGUCCUGUUCAAACCGCAUGUUUUACUUUCAACUGUAAGUACAUUAGGAGUGUAGAACAGUUUUUUAUAAUUUUGCUUUUGGUUUCACAAAAGUACAACUUUUUUUUAUGGUUCACCUUUGCCUUCUAUAUGGUGUAAAUAACAUUUUUUUUUUAAAUACAAACUGA
Messenger RNA from Oncorhynchus mykiss (rainbow trout), 3115 nucleotides. RefSeq names its product histone deacetylase 8 (gene hdac8). The record is from RefSeq and is a predicted model, not a curated record. Gene Ontology annotation, molecular function: histone deacetylase activity. Gene Ontology annotation, biological process: heterochromatin formation. Lineage: Eukaryota; Metazoa; Chordata; Actinopteri; Salmoniformes; Salmonidae.